Molecule: messenger RNA, 1430 nt
Organism: Helianthus annuus (common sunflower)
Lineage: Eukaryota; Viridiplantae; Streptophyta; Magnoliopsida; Asterales; Asteraceae
Product: bifunctional UDP-glucose 4-epimerase and UDP-xylose 4-epimerase 3
Exons: 9
Coding region: 142-1191 (349 amino acids)
Biological process (GO): galactose metabolic process; rRNA processing
Cellular component (GO): cytosol
Molecular function (GO): UDP-glucose 4-epimerase activity; RNA binding
Source: RefSeq, a predicted model, not a curated record
UAUAUAUGUAUAUAUCAGGGCGCGCUUAUCCCAAAACAAACAAACUCACCUUCUUGAUUUGCUCAACCGUUUCUUUCAUCUUCAUUCUCACACUCACAACUUCUUCUCUCUGGAACUCUCGUUCUGCAAACCCUAACUGCCAUGACGAAAUCGAUUUUAGUCACCGGAGGUGCCGGAUUCAUCGGCACACACACUGUUGUGCAACUUCUGAAUCAAGGAUUCAAGGUUACGAUCAUCGAUAACCUUGAUAAUUCGGUCGAAGAAGCUGUUCAUCGAGUCAGAGAUUUAGUCGGUCCUCAGCUCUCACUCAAUCUGCAAUUUCAUUUGGGUGAUAUCAGGAAUAAGGAGGAUUUGGAGAAGUUGUUUUCUCAGUCUAAGUUUGAUGCUGUCAUACACUUUGCUGGGCUCAAAGCUGUGGGUGAAAGCAUGGCUCAUCCGUUUCGUUACUUUGAUAAUAAUCUGAUUGGAUCAAUCACCCUGUACCAAGUCAUGGCUAAGUACAACUGUAAGAAGUUGGUGUUCUCGUCUUCUGCUACUGUUUACGGACAGCCCAAGAUUAUUCCAUGUGUUGAGGACUUUGAAUUGAAGGCAAUGAAUCCGUAUGGGCGCACUAAGCUGUUUCUUGAAGAAAUUGCUCGAGAUAUUCAUACUGCAGAUCAAGAGUGGAAAAUAAUUUUGCUGAGGUACUUUAACCCUGUUGGUGCUCAUGAGAGCGGGAAACUUGGUGAAGAUCCAAUUGGCAUCCCGAAUAAUCUCAUGCCUUACAUACAACAAGUGGCUGUUGGUAGAUUACCGGAGUUGAAUGUUUAUGGUCACGAUUAUCCCACAAAAGAUGGCACUGCGGUUCGAGACUACAUCCAUGUGAUGGAUUUAGCUGAUGGUCAUGUUACCGCACUUCAAAAGCUGUUCACGAAAGAAGACAUAGGUUGUUUUGCCUGCAACCUUGGGACCGGUCGUGGGACCUCAGUUCUUGAAAUGGUCAAUGCUUUUGAGAAAGCAUCUGGAAAGAAAAUCCCUAUUAAAUUUUGCCCAAGAAGGCCAGGAGAUGCAACAGAAGUUUAUGCAUCAACUGAGAAAGCUGCACAUGAGCUUAACUGGAAGGCAAAGUACGGAAUUGAUGAGAUGUGUAGGGAUCAAUGGAAUUGGGCAAGACAGAACCCAUGGGGAUAUAAGAAGCCACCAACCAAAUGAGACACAAGGGGUAUAACAUUCUCCUAGUUGCAACUGUUACUUUUACUCGGCUCUUCUAGUAAAAUACUAGAAUGUGAAUUCUGUUGUUUCGAAGACAUACUUACUUUUACUCAGCUUUUCUAGUAAAAUACUAGAAAGUGAAUUCUAUUCGUUUGGAAGACAUACUUUGUUUGUACUGUUGCAUUACGUUCGAAUAUUUUCUAAGUGUCCAUAUAUGUGAAAAGUGACUGUUUGAUGAA